Molecule: messenger RNA, 2587 nt
Organism: Paramormyrops kingsleyae
Lineage: Eukaryota; Metazoa; Chordata; Actinopteri; Osteoglossiformes; Mormyridae
Source: RefSeq, a predicted model, not a curated record
AUGGGGGCCAACAGGCUGCCAUUAUUUUUUCUGUGUCCCCAGUAUGGCCGCAGCCCCCUGCACCUGGCCUCGCAUAAAGGUCACACAGAGGUCGUGCGUAUUCUGCUGCAGGCCGGCUGUGACCCAGACAUAGAAGAUGACGGCGGACAGACAGCCUUGCAUAGGGCUGCUGUGGUGGGGAACACGGUCAUCAUCAAAGCCCUCAUCCAGGACGGCUGCAGCCUGGACAGGCAGGACAAGGAUGGCAACGCCGCUUUGCACGAGGCCUCCUGGCACGGAUUCAGUGAGUCUGUCAAGCUGCUGGUCCGAGGAGGAGCCAAUGUUCACGCCAAAAACAGGGGGGGUAACACAGCUCUGCACCUGGCGUGUCAGAAUGGCCGUGCAAAGACCUUUCAAGUACUGCUUCUAGGGGGGGCCAGACCUGACGUCAAGAACAACAUAGGCGAUAUGUGCUUGCACGUCGCCGUCCGCUACAACCAUGUGGCAGUGGUUAAGGAUCUCCUAGGUGCCUUCAUGUCUGUGGAUGAGCAGAAUCAGGUGGGGGACACUGCUCUCCAUAUUGCAGCCUCACUGAAUCACCGGAAGGUGGCCAGGCUCCUCCUACAGGCAGGGGCUGGAACUGCAGUCAAGAACGCUGCAGGUCAGACCGCUUUGGACCAGGCCAGAGAGCACAACAGCCCAGAUGUGGCCGUGCUGUUGGUCAAAGUCACCCAGGUUCCAUCCGUAAAGAAACAGAAAGACAAGCUAAAAGCGGAAGGGCGUGCAAAAUCCGUUAUGUUUGCCAAAACGGCCACGAGAAAGGAGAGCGGAUCUAGAGCCAGUAACACCUGCUGCGGCAGAUUCAUCAAAGGUGCCAAAAAGCAGCCCAUGCAGAACACAGUGCCACAUCAGGCUGGGAGGACCAAAGAAGGGAAGCAGAAAGAAAGGCCCUUCCUAUUGGAUCCCAGCUCCAAAAUGAAGAACAGGCCAGAAAAAUAUGUACACAGGAUGAGCAAACUCACACCCCCUCCCCCGCCCCCCCAGCCUCCCCACAGUGUCAGGGCCUACCAGCUUUACACCCUUUACCGCAGUGAGGAUGGCCAGAUCAUGCAGGCUCCCAUGCAAGGCUGCUGCUGUGAGCCCCUCAUCAGCAAACUGGAGAACCAGUUGGAAGCCACCAAAGAACUGAUGAAGUCAGAGAUACACACCAUCCAGGAGCAGAUGAACUCAAAGCUGAGGGAGAUAGACCACAGGAACCAACUCCAGAUCAAAGUUUUGGACAAGAGGAACCAAAAGCAGGUAGCACUGGAGGGAACCGAAUGCCGUCGCUGGAUUGACCAGAGGAGCGCACUGGAGUUACUGGGGGAGGAGAGCAGACAGGCGGCCAUGGUGAAGGAGAUGAAGAGAUGGUGCCAGCUGAAGAUCCAGGACAUCGAGGCGUGCCUCUCCAGAAACCAGCAGAGUCAGCCGCCCUGUGGAGGGGUCACCCCAGGGGCGGAAGCUGGGUGUCCUGCUGUAUUGCCUGAUGUCCCUGGAGGUGCUCAAAUGGCAGCAUCUGCAAACGGUCAGAAUCAGGAGACGGCCAUUUCCAUGAAUAAGCGACUGCCACAAACUCCCCAAAUUGUCCGACCCAAGAAGCAGAGUCUCCAUCAGGGCCAGAAGGAUCCAGUUCUGUACAGACCUGGAGUCGGACAUAGACGUGAGGGCCAAGUGUGCAGAGGACGCCACAGAGAGCAAAACUCCAGGAAGAUCAGGGGGGACUUUGGCGGGCAGAAUGGGGGAGAAGCAGAGGGCUGUGCCCCCCCCCUACAUGAGCACGAGGGCAUGCACAGAGAGGAGGAGAUGCAGAGUUUCUUCAAGGCUGUCUCUGCACAGAUGGAUCGCUGGUGCGAGAGGAAAGCCCAGGAGACUCGCCGGCAGGUGGAAGAGAGGGUCCAACAGGACCGGGCCACCCUGCUGCGAAGGAUCAGCACCCUGGAGGGUGAGAUAGAGCUGCUCAGGACCAGAGCAUGCAGGGGAACACUACUAACGUGACACCACAUGCUGACUGGUGACAUAAAUGCAAAAAUAAUGUAAUGUGAGGAAUGUAAUAUAAACCAAAAAAAAAAAGGGUGAACUGGGGCCAAUGUGUGGCUCACUUGCUUCCCACGAUCAGAAGGUUCUGGAGCCAGAAGACAGAUAUUGCUGCUGGGAUGCUGCAUGCUCUGGACCACAAUGAAAAAUGAUAGGUUCAGAGAGAUAACCAAUCAGGUUGUAGAGGAGGUGGGUCCAAGCAACUAGAGGAGGUGAAACAAACCAAUCAUAUGUCUUAUGCGGAGAAAGGUCCCACCUCCUCUGCAGUCUGACUGGUUGUCUCUCUAAAUCAAUCAUUUUUCUUUGCCCUCAGAACACUUUUGUGUAAGUAAAACUCCCACGAGCUGUUGGGCUCCUGAUAAAGGCCAGUCACCCCCAAUUGCUCUAGGGACGCUGUAUGCGGGCUUGACCCUACACUGUGACCCCCCAAGCUUGCCCUCCACCCCAUCACCAGGAUGAAUAAUGUAUUACAAUAUUAAUGUCUGUAAAGCUGGAGAUGCAAUAGUAGUAAAAGUAAUAAACUAUAUAGCCAUAA